Molecule: messenger RNA, 511 nt
Organism: Paramecium sonneborni
Lineage: Eukaryota; Ciliophora; Oligohymenophorea; Peniculida; Parameciidae
Source: the annotation of a GenBank genome assembly
AUGAAUUUUCACAUGAUUUGUCAACGCAACCAGCAUUAGUUGAAUUAACUGUGCAAGUUGAUAAAAAUGCAACACAUAAAUCAUGUGUAUUGUUAGUAGAUGGAGCAUUAGCACAAGUUUUAUCUUUGCAACUGGAACUAGCGAUAUCCCAAAAACAGGUAGCACUAAAAGAAUUCUUUACGCAUGCUGCCUCUAAUGAAAUUAAAGCACAUGUGGUAUUUACAACACAUCCUCCUCCAGAUUUUGUUAUACAAUUGCUUCCAGGUAAAUAUGCAUCACAUGCAUCAUUUGUUGUCAAUGUUAUUGGGGCAUUGGUGCAGGUUCUAUUUUGACAUCCUCCUCCUGUUUUAACUGUACAAGUUCCUAAGUAUGAUGUACAUAAUUCAUGAGUAUUAUUAGUAGUUGGUGCAUUAGCACAAGUCUUUUCUUUGCAUGUUGUAUCCCAAAUACAAUCAACAUUACUAGAAUUUUUAACACAUGCAACUUAAAUGUUAGCAACUGAACAGGCUCC